UGCUGUAGAUCACCGGUAGAAACAAAACUUAUGUUCCUUGUUUACACACAGACGGGACGAAACGCAAUUUAACGAAGCAGCACUAGAAGACUGCAAUUUAUGGAAUAUAUUGCACUUUCAUUUGCAUAUUCAAACACGACGUAAAGGCUGUAGUGCAGUCGGCCGUGUCGUUGCACAAACAGACUCCUGUUAGCUGUUUAGUUUGGCGCGUCUCUCGUUGUUAGAGAUGCUGUCGACCGGAGAUGUCCAAGGAUGUCUCCGUCAACUGGAAACCCUCCUGCGGGCGGUAAAGUACCCGGGAUAUGUCGACUACAAUGGCCUAUCCAAAGGAGAUCCCUCUGCUUUUCUACCAAUUGUGAGCUUCACCCUCACAUCCUUCUCUCCACCUUUUGCUAAGCAGCUAAUGGAGGCUGGACUGGAGCUGACUGGCAAAACUGACCUCCGAUUCACUGACACUCUCUAUAAGGUGCUGCGAGAUAUCUUCCACUAUAAACCCAUACUGACCAAGCAGCAGUUCCUCCAGUGGGGGUUCUCUCAAAGGAAAAUAUCUGUCAUCUGUGACAUCAUUAACUUGGUCCUGCAGAAACACAACCAGCUGAAGAAGCCAAGAGUCAGAUGUCCUGCCUCACACAAGGAUGACAGAGGAGAAGCUCAUCCAAUACUGACUGAUGCAGACACUGUGUCCAAGAGGCCUUUUGUUGUGAAUCUCAUAGAAAAGUCCUCCACUUUUCCUAAAAACUCCUCUGUGGACGAACUCUCCUCCCAUGAUGUAACCUGUGCCACUCAUAAUGAAGUGUACACCUACGAUUCUCCUGGAAAUGACAUCACAGAGCUGGCAGGACGCGAGGGGGACAAGGAAAACCUUCUUUACCGGAUGGAAACAAAACCGGGGCUGACGUGGUUCUACAGCUUGCUGUAUACAUUUUUUGCAUUGAGGAAAAACAAAAGCAGAAGGCUGAAAGCUGGAUUAGAAAAAGCCUGGGGAUGUCAACACGGGUUCUCUAUUCUUCAGCGAGAAUUGGAGUCAUCAGAGGUAGAGGGAAGGCUCUCAGCACUGGAAGCUCAGCUCGGGAGUCUUCAGUCUGGGAUGGACAGGCUCAAUAUCCUGGAGAAACACCUGGAGAAACUAAACAAACAAAGAAUCACAGACAAGAAUGAAGGAGAAGUCAUCACUAUAUCCAGAGAGAGCUGGGAAAAUCUGAUGAGCAGAGUGCUGUUAUUGGAGACUAAACUAGAUCUGAAUAUACAGUUAAGUGUCCCGCUGCCAUGUCCGUCAUCUGAUUCCUCCUUUUCUUGCACCAUGUCUGAUGAUUCAAAGGAGAACCUCAAGGACAGACUAGAGAAGAUCACCAACCUGUUGAAGAGCACCUCAAGUGUGCUGAAGAACACAUAAUCUACCACAACACUCUAAAUAUAUUAUGGAAAAUUAUCGUCAGUUUAGUUUGGGUUUAAUUAAAUAUUACAGCACAUUCUUAAUGCACUUUUCUGUUGUUUUGGAUUCACUGUUGGAUCACCGUGAUCUUCCUACAAAGCUAUCUGAACUUUAGACUGUUGGAGCUUUUAAGUCAAGUGAAAUGACAGAAUGAAUGUCCAGGAAUAAAGACCUUGCUGAUAAGAGUACAGUCAAUGAUUUUCUAAAUAUUACAAAUAGCUACACAAAUCUUAAAACUGAAGGCGCUUGUUUGAAUUGUUUUUCAUUUACUACUUUUCUUUUUACAAUUGAUAACUCCUUCCCCAAUAUUGUGUUUCAUCGGUCCAACAGAAGUCAAUGUUAUCUACACUGUGGACCACUUUUAUAUUUUGAAUUUAUGUUGUAUAGCCCAACAUCACAACUCCUCUUUCACAGGACCCUCACAUCGGAACAAGAAAUUAUUUUACCAGCCGUAUUUAUAGUGAUCUGAACAGAAGAUUACCAGAGGCAAAUUAAUGCAGUAGUUGAUAUUUAUGCAAGUUGUUUUCAUUCUUUUAAACUUUGAUAAUAACUAUUGGGUUAUAACUAAUGUAUUUUACCAAAGUCGUAUUACACUGGUCAGCAAAACGUCCACAAGAUGUAAUUUACAACUGUGAUUUUAGUUCCUUCACCUUUCUCUUGCUCAGCUCCUUUUUCAGAGGGAAGUCGGUGUCGUAGUCUGAUAAACAAGUGCCGCUCCACAUUUCUUUUAUUUGGAAUAGUGAUGGUAGCUUGGCAGACAAAACAAACGAAUGGACAGAAGCAAUAGAUGUCAUGUGUACAGCAUUACAGAGUUACAACACAUUCAAUAAAUAUGACAUAAAUUAUCAAUAAUGAGAGUAGAAAAAUAAUGGAAAAAAUACAAUUACCAAUAAUAAAAGCAAUAGUAGAUUAAUGAUGAUAAGAAAAUCAGUAAUGGUAUUGGCAAUAGUAUUAGCAAUCCAACUAAUAAUAAUAAUAAUAACAAUAGUAGCGGAGAGAGGAGCUCAGUGUAUCCCAGCAGUCUCGGCCUAUAAGCAGCAUAUCUAGGGGCUGGACCAGGACAAACCUGAGCCCACCUAACUAUAAUAGUUAUCAAAAAGGAAAGUCUUAAGUCUAUAUACUCUUUGAAGGUAUCAUCGGUCGGGAUACUCAGCCUAGGACUUCCGGCGCGACGUGAUCAAGCAAAAAAAAAAAAAUUGUGAAUUGUUUUUAUCGUCUGCAUUGUGCUAAUAAUAGCAUAUCAUUUUAGAGAAACCAUACCAUUUCUCAGUUGAAAGCCAAUAUUGCAAACCCAGAUGAAAUAUAAUCUAAAUGUGAAUGUUUAAUCAACGUUUUCAAAUAGAUGGUUCAAAGACUGGUUUUAAAGUAUUUUCACCGUUACCCUAGUCGUUUAUUGAACGUCUGUUAAACAGAAAAUAUGUUCACUUGUUAAGCUCAUCUGCUCAUUAUUACAACAAUCGAAAUAUCCAAAUGGUAUCUGGUGGUUUUGGGACCCAGCUAACUUAUCCAAGGGGACAUUAAAGCGUGAAAUCAACCUUUUCCUCAGGAUUCCACAAAAUACACAGCUAGCUAGCUAAAUGUCCAUCCUUCACAGGUAAGGCUCAUUAUGUCAAUGGUGUGUGACUGCUUUUUUGUAUCCAGCCUUGUUUUUUAUUAGAAAUGGCCUCAUUGUAUCCAGAAUAACUUAAUACUUAAACCAGGCCACAACAAAAUGUUUUCUAUACAUUUGUUGUCUUUGUCUUUCGUUCUUUGUUGUUGUGUUUUUGUCAGAUGGGCAUUAUGUUGUGAGACCAAAUGGAUCAGUCUAUCAUUUUGUUGUUUGAAAUGUAAACAAAAGAACCAAAUUAUGACCUUAACAUCUAAGAAAUUAUUUCUUAUUUCUUGAUUGGCGCACUGCACCAAGGUUUUUAGAUGCGGUGUGGAAAGGCUCAUGGAGGAAGAUGGGUUUGUGACUUGAGAUAAAAGACCCUUUAUACUGCCCUCAA
This is a messenger RNA of Cyclopterus lumpus (lumpfish), 3417 nucleotides long. RefSeq names its product centrosomal protein 44 (gene cep44). Bases 227 to 1393 code for a protein of 388 amino acids. NCBI's taxonomy places the organism in Eukaryota, Metazoa, Chordata, Actinopteri, Perciformes, Cyclopteridae. The transcript is spliced from 11 exons. Gene Ontology annotation, cellular component: centrosome; spindle pole. The record is from RefSeq and is a predicted model, not a curated record.